Marmota flaviventris (yellow-bellied marmot) is the source of this 2352-nucleotide messenger RNA. It is a transcript of the gene Prkcsh, whose product is annotated as PRKCSH beta subunit of glucosidase II. Gene Ontology annotation, molecular function: calcium ion binding; protein binding. Gene Ontology annotation, biological process: N-glycan processing; liver development. The record is from RefSeq and is a predicted model, not a curated record. Gene Ontology annotation, cellular component: glucosidase II complex. Lineage: Eukaryota; Metazoa; Chordata; Mammalia; Rodentia; Sciuridae.
CCGCUGGGGGUUCACCGGCAUUUUUCAGGAACUUUCUAUUCCGGUUGCAGGAGCCGCCACUCCCAAGAUGGAGGCACUCUGCGCCGCCAUUAAGCGCGAUUCUUCUGAUCUAUCGUCUCUUAAGACUUAACAGUCCUGCCCAAGAUGGCCGUCUCAGUUCCGGCACCCGCUUGUUAGCCACACCCAACAUGGCUUCCCUGAGCUGUCGUUCUCCCAGGAGCAUGGUGGGACCGGAAGUGAUGCUUCCUAGACUUUUCCGCUUUCUUUUUACAGCAGGAUCCCUGGCCGCUGGGCAAGGGGGGUGCGGGUGUUACUGACCUUUGCCUCGGCCUCGUGUAGCGUGGGGACGCGGUACAUCUCCCCGCAGCCUCCUUCCUCCCGCAGAACCCGCUUCCGGCCUUACAGCCCCUGCGGGAUGUUGCUGCUGCUGCUUCUGCUGCCCCUCUGCCGGGCAGUGGAGGUCAAGAGGCCCCGGGGCGUCGCCCUUACCAACCAUCACUUCUAUGAUGAGUCCAAGCCUUUCACCUGCCUGGAUGGCUCAGCCACCAUUCCUUUUGAUCAGGUCAACGAUGAUUACUGCGACUGCAAGGAUGGCUCAGACGAGCCUGGCACAGCUGCCUGUCCAAAUGGCAGCUUCCACUGCACCAACACUGGCUACAAGGCCCUGUACAUCCCCUCGAACCGGGUCAACGAUGCAAUAUGUGACUGCUGUGACGGGACAGAUGAGUACAACAGUGGCAUCAUCUGUGAAAACACCUGCAAAGAGAAGGGCCGCAAGGAGAGAGAGUCCCUGCAGCAGAUGGCAGAGGUCACCCGUGAAGGGUUCCGCCUGAAGAAGAUCCUUAUUGAGGAUUGGAAGAAGGCCCGGGAGGAGAAGCAGAAAAAGCUCAUUGAGCUACAGGCUGGAAAGAAGUCUCUGGAAGACCAGGUGGAGUUGCUUCGGGCAGUGAAGGAGGAGGCUGAGAAGCCAGAGAAGGAGGCCAAAGAAGAGCACCGGAGGCAGUGGGAAGAGCAGCAGGCCGCGUCCAGGGCCCAGCGGGAGCAGGAGCUGGCAGCCAACACCUUCCAGGAGCUGGAUGACGACAUGGACGGGGUGGUCUCGGUGGCUGAGCUGCAGACCCAUCCAGAGCUGGACACGGAUGGAGAUGGGGUGCUAUCUGAAGGCGAGGCCCAGGCCCUCCUUGGUGGGGAUGCACACACGGAUGCCAGCUCGUUCUAUGACCGUGUCUGGGCCGCCAUCAGAGACAAGUAUCGGUCUGAGGUGCUGCCCACGGAGCUGCCAGAAACUUCAUCCCCUGAUGUGUCGCAGCCCAAGGAGGAGCCGCAGCCAUCAGUGCACUUGCUGCCCACAGAGGAGGAGGAGGAGGAAGAGGAGGAGGAGACGGAGGAGGAAGAGGAGGAGGAGGAGGAAGAGGAGGUGCAGGGGGAGCAGCCCAAGGAGGCCCCACCCCCACUCGAGACCCCGCAGCCGGCCAGCCCCACCGAGGAGGACAAGAUGCCACCCUAUGAUGAGCAGACGCAGGCCUUCAUCGAUGCUGCCCAGGAGGCCCGCAACAAGUUCGAGGAGGCUGAGCGGUCCUUGAAGGACAUGGAGGAGUCCAUCAGGAACCUGGAGCAGGAGAUUUCCUUUGACUUUGGCCCCCACGGGGAGUUUGCCUACCUUUACAGCCAGUGCUACGAGCUGACCACCAACGAGUACAUCUACCGGCUCUGCCCCUUCAAACUCGUCUCACAGAAACCCAAACUCGGUGGCUCCCCCACCAACCUUGGCACCUGGGGCUCAUGGGCAGGUCCAGACCACGACAGAUUCAGCGCCAUGAAGUACGAACAGGGCACGGGCUGCUGGCAGGGCCCCAACCGCUCCACCACCGUGCGCCUCCUGUGCGGGAAGGAGACCGUGGUGACCAGCACCACAGAGCCCAGUCGCUGUGAGUACCUCAUGGAGCUGACGACACCUGCAGCCUGCCCGGAGCCACCCCCAGAGCCACCUGCCGAGGGAGACCACGACGAGCUCUAGCUGGGCAGAGAACCUCAAGGCAAGAAGCCAGCCCCCAGCAGUGCCGCCCACCUGCCCUUCACUCUGUGGACCAAGGCCUGCCCCCUCGGGUUCCUCCCCCUCCCAUGGGGCAGGAACCUGAUGGGCUCCCCCUGCUCCAGGGGCCCAGGUGGGGCAGAGCCAACUCCCGGCCCGAGUGGCCUCCAAAGACGGGGUAAAGGAACUGGCCCUCAUUGGUCCCCCACCCUGGUGGUGUGCCCCUGCAUCCCAUCCUGCCCCCCUCUUCCUCCCCUGGUGGGGACAGUGAAUGACUUGACCUGUGUGACCUUGAAACAAUAAAUGUGACUUAUCUCCAA